Lathyrus sativus (Indian pea) is the source of this 2523-nucleotide messenger RNA. NCBI's taxonomy places the organism in Eukaryota, Viridiplantae, Streptophyta, Magnoliopsida, Fabales, Fabaceae. The record is from the annotation of a GenBank genome assembly.
AUGGAUUUGAAGCUGGAAAUUCUCCCUCCUAGUAUCUCUGAUCACUGCCUGUUAAGUUUGAAUGCUGAGAAGAUUAACAGAGGAGUGCACAAGAAAUUCAGGUUUACUACUAGUGUGGUGCAAAUACCAGAAUAUCAUGACACUGUCAAACAGAGCUGGAAUAAGGAAAUCACAGGCAGACCUAUGGCUAGACUAUGGUUUAAACUGCUGAGACUACAAGCUCCCCUUUGCAGAUUGAGUAAACAAAUUUCAAACCUCCAUCAGACCAUUGCCCAAGCAAGGAAUGAAUUAUUACAAAACCAGGAAAGUCUCAUUAUGGAUCGUAUGAACACUGAGACUAUUGAGAAAGUUAAAACCUGUACUGAUAAUUUGAUCCAGCUUCAAGAAUUUCAGGACCAAAUGCUGAGACAGAGGACUAAGAUUAAUUGGCUUAGAGAAGGCGAUACGAAUUCAUCAUUCUUCUAUGCUUACCUCAAAUCCAGAACUACAACCACACAUAUCAGCCAACUUUAUAGAGAGGAUGGUAUUUGUAUACAUAAACAGGAGGACAUAGAAAGGGAGGUAUGUGAGUUUUAUGGGAAACUGAUGGGCACCAGGGAAUCCAGAAUUAAUAUGAUAGAUAUUGAAGUCAUGAGGGAAGGGCCUCAACUGUCCAUGGAACAAAGAGCUGAUCUAAUUUCACCAAUAUCUGUUGCUGAAAUCACUAAUGCAUUAAAAGGGAUAGGAGACCUCAAGAGCCCAGGUAUUGACGGUUACGGUGGAAAUUUUUUCAAAGCAAGCUGGGACAUUAUUGAUAAGGAUGUUAUUGAAGCUGUUACAGAAUUCUUUGAGCAGAAUAUGAUUUAUAAAGCUUUCAACGAAACUACCGUUACUCUUAUUCCCAAACAGUCGGACGCCAAAACCUUGAAAGAUUACAGGCCUAUUGCUGGUUGCACCACAAUUUACAAAAUCAUAUCCAAGAUUCUCACAACCAGACUUGGGAAGGUUUUGGGUAACAUCAUCAGUAAAGCGCAGGCGGCAUUUGUUCCAGGCCAGAAAAUCCAUUCUCAUAUCUUACUAGCUAUGGAGCUAUUAAAAGGUUAUAACAGGAAUACAGGUACCCCUAGAUGCAUGGUCCAACUAGAUCUACAAAAAGCAUAUGACAUGGUUGAUUGGGGCGCUCUCGAAAAUAUUCUUAGUGAAGUUGGUUUACCUAAGAAAUUUGUAGAUUGGAUUAUGACCACUGUGACUACAGUUUCUUAUCGCUUUAAUAUCAAUGGCCAGUAUACUGAUAGGAUCAAUGCUAGAAGAGGAAUUAGGCAGGGGGACCCAUUAUCUCCUCUCCUGUUUGUAAUCAUCAUGGAAUAUCUCAGCAGGUUACUUCUCAAGAUGCAAAGGAAUCCAGAGUUUAGCCACCAUGCUAAAUGUGAAAGGCUGCAAAUAACUCACUUAACCUUUGCUGAUGACCUUUUGUUGUUCUCUAGAGGUGAUCAUGCGUCUGUGGAAAUACUUUAUUCAACUUCGAACAAAUUCCUGGAUUCUACAGGUUUGAAAAUAAACCCUUCCAAGAGCAGGGUGUAUUUUGGUAAUGUACCUGCGAGUGUCAAGUGCGGCAUCCUCCAUCUAACUUCAUACAAAGAAGGGUCUUUCCCUUUUAGGUAUCUUGGUAUCCAGUUGACGAGUAAGCGUCUUGCUGUGAUCCAUUACAUGCCGCUGUUGGACAGAUUACUUAGCCGGAUAACUCAUUGGAGCUCUAGAUUGUUGAGUUAUGCAGGUAGGCUGCAACUCAUCAAGAGUGUGCUCUAUGCUAUCACAACCUACUGGAUGCAAUGCAUUUGGUUUCCAAAAACGGUGAUCAACAAAAUCAAUGCUAUAUGUCGCUCCUUUCUGUGGUCAGGUGGUAAUAAUAUAAGCAGGAAAAGUCCAGUAGCGUGGGAAAAUGUCUGUAAACCACAUGUGCAAGGCGGACUAAAUGUGAUGAAUUUGGAAGUGUGGAAUAGUAUGUUUGUGAUAAAACUUCUCUGGAAUAUCUAUGCAAAAUCUGAUGAUUUGUGGGUGCGUUGGAUACAUGCUUACUACUUGAGACAUGAAGAUAUUCUGACUAGAAUGGUUAAGGGAUCUGACUCUGGAAUUUUCAAAGCGAUUCUAAUACAAAGGGACAAGCUAAUGACCAUACAAAGUACAUGGGAUGCUAUGUUGCAGAUGGAGGAAACCAUUGAUCACUUAUUUUUUUGUUGUGUGGAAUUGAAGCAAAUAUGGAGUGGUAUUCUUCAGUGUUUGGGCAUUCAACACACUCCAAAAAGAUGGCAAGAGGAAAUGCAAUGGGCUCUGAGCAAUUAUGGUGGGAAAGGCUGGCAAUCUGAUCUGGUUAGGCUUGCCCUUACAGAAACUCUUCAUGAGAUCUGGCUUUAUAGAAACGAAGCCUGUUUUAAUCAUAUAACUGAUAAUAGGAAUUGUCUUGAUAGAAUUAUUUACAAUAUAAUGUAUAGAGGGUGGACUAAUCCAAAGCUUAGACCACGUAUAGCUAGGUUUAUUUUGCCUUAA